Marchantia polymorpha subsp. ruderalis is the source of this 3297-nucleotide messenger RNA. The record is from the annotation of a GenBank genome assembly. Lineage: Eukaryota; Viridiplantae; Streptophyta; Marchantiopsida; Marchantiales; Marchantiaceae.
GGGAGGACGAGACCUCGAGGUCCUUCGAGGGGGUCAGGGAGCAGUUGAAGAGCCAUGGCAGGGCAGCAAUCAUUUGGAGCGUGGAACGGAAUAGCCCAGAGGAUCCACAGUUCCUAAUUCCCCCUCGUUGGCGAUGGAGGGGGAACGAAAGGGAGCGGAGUCGGACGAACGAUGCCGAACUUGCCCCGCACGCUUCCUCCGUAGCUGGCUGACAACGGGCGCACGGACCCCCAUUCCUUCCCCCCCCCCACCACUCGGCCGGCCUUCCGAACGUUGUGAGUGCGGGUGGCGCUGGAUACUCGGCCUCGGCCAUCGCAGUCGCUCGUCCCCCCUGGCUCUGAGUUGUCUCGAGUGCGGUACAAUAACGCUCCGGGAGUUGGUAUGAGGAUGCAUCAGUGAAGGGAGAGGGGAGAGGGAGGGGGUGGGGCCCGGGGGUUCAAUUCGGGGCCGGAAUUUGGACCUCGACACUUGUCUGCGUUUCUGGUGGUCGGCCCUCGAUGGAGUGAUUGCAUCCGGUUGGUGGAACGAGCAGGAACCUGAAUUUUUCUCUGAGAGGUCGCGAGAGCUUCUGAGAAAGGUUGUUGGAGCGUCUGGCCAAGCGUUCGCUCGGUUGGCAGCAGCAUCGGUCGUAGCGAUCGGCCGUGUCUUUCAUUUUCUCCCCGUCGUUCGCUUUCAUCUGCCCCUGUUGCGGCUUUUGCUGCUCCAGGGUUUGGACUCGUCUUCUGACCUGCCCUUGCUCAAAUUCGUUAGGACGCGAUGUCGUCUUCUGAACUGACAGUCGAAGCUGCUCAGCUGGCAUGCCUGAAAGCAGUUGUUGGAGAUACAAUGCCAGAGCUCAUCUGGAAUACGAAUGAUGAGAAUGAAGAGAAUGAAGAGAACGGAGGCGACGAUGAGUUGCUCGACUUUGUAACGACCGAGAUUUGGAAUGCUGAUGUUCUCCAAUCCUUGCCACUGGAACAAACGGAAGAGAUGACGAGCAAGCAGCGCAGGACCCAUCUGCAAAACAGCUCCAGUCGGCUCGCCUUGGCUGUGAGUCAGAACCUCAGAAGCCUGGGCUGCACCAAGGACGACGAGGAAUCACUUGCAGUCUGCACAAAUGUCAUUAAAGAAUGGUGGAAACAGGUAGAAGUACAUGAUGAAGAGGAGACUGCCCAGGGAGGCCAAGAUGAGGACGAGGAAGCAGAUAAUGAUGAUGAUGAAGAUGUUCCACCAGGCCAUUGCGUCAUGUGCCUCCGUUAUAUGCCCUUGACCUUCCAUCACCUCUGUCCACGCAUGUUGCACAAGGGAAUGCUGAAGAAGGGGAUGUACACAAAGCAGAACAUAAACGACGGUAUUGACAUCUGCAGACCUUGUCACAGCGCCAUACACAAGCUCUUCGAUCACGAGACGAUGGCUCUGAAGGUCAAUACCCUUGAGAAAAUCCUGGAGGAUGAAAGAGUCCAACGGUGGGUGCGAUAUGCGGAGAAGCAGCGAGUGGUGAGCAAAGACCACACCAUCAGAGGCCUUCGGUACAGACGAUGAUUGUUGUGACCAUACAACUUCCAGUUUUUAAUGCACUGCAAGAUGCUUCAUAUCGACCCUCUGGUACCUCAAUAAGGUGCAGUGUUCACCAUUGCAUUCUGCUCCUUAUCACAGCGAUCUCACUUCCAGCAUUUGAUGCUUGAAGAAAGCAAGUAGCUGGUUGUUGGCAAAUCAGGCGAACUCAAAUCAUCCAAACAUUGAAGAUGAUCUGAGUGAAAUGACUCUCUGUUCGUUGGUCACCUUCUUUACAAUGAUGGCAGCAGGAUUAUCAUGGAGUUUCUUAAAUAUAUGCUGCCUGAAGGUGCUCCUUGUUCUGAAUCCAAGUUAGAAAGAAUAGAAGGAACGAAGCCGCUGUUGUAUUCUAGCCGCAUCAUGUUGCUAUUGAUGACAGAGCUCAGAAAAGCAUGUGCGACCGCAUCUUCAUGUCUCGCAAGAUCCGUAGCUAGUGUCUUUAUUCGUGUUUUCCUGUUUCCAUAGAAGGCACUGGGGUUACCAGUGUUUUGUAUGUCAAGUCUGAGCGACAAGACUGCAAGGGUCCAUGAUUCUUCUCCUAGAGCAAAGGGACGAUGGUUUUCUGCGUAGUCACUUGUAUACUGAGUGCAGAGUUGAAAUUGAUCUUGAAGUUUGCGUGAGUAUGUGAAGGCCUCCUUACCUUGCUGUUUUUUGCAACCUUACGUUGACGAUCCUCGUUUCUCAAUGAAAGGAACAAGUAACGAAGCAAACUCAGCUCCAGCUUCAGCUCUUUGACUGUGGUCAGGUCUUGUUUUCAAGCUCAGACUUGGCACACCUUGAGGCAGCCCCUGGUGUCUGAAGUGACUUGAGACCCGUCUGCUUUCAAGCCUGGCUCAAGGGAUGGAAAUAGUGUAAGACUCUAAGAUUCAAGGUGAAUCACUCUAAGAUGAAAAACAAGUACCAAAGCACAUGGAGACUGGAUCUGGUCCUUGUGCUUCUACAUACAGAGUUCUAGAUCCGAGUUGUGACAUAUAGUGGUACCUAGUCUUAAUGUCAUUAUUGCGAGGAUGACUGUCCAUAGGAGUACCUAAUACUAACACUAAUAUGGAAGAGUACUGGUGAUCAACCUCUGUAGUUGUGGUGGUAUCUUCUAGUUCUCUACCUUGGAUAUCAGUGUUCUAACUUUGUAGCCUCUAUGUCGCUAACUAUAGUGUCUUAUAUGAAGAGGAGAAAGCAAUUGGAUUUAGAAACCAAGUUUUACGUCCUGCAAUUAUUGUAAGAGCCAUGCAUCGCAACAGAGAAAGUCGUUCAGAGUUUUGCCCGACAUCGAUCGAGAUUGCGAAGGAAAGGAAGAUAAUCUCUGAUGCGUCGUCAUUAUCGGAAUCAAUGUACCGGUGAAAAAAUAGCACCAACCUCGAGGCUACAUAUGAUCAUUAAAAUGGUGUAACAGUACCUCCUGCGAGUUUUAGUCGAUGUUUUAGGCCUCAGUGACCAUAAUGCAGAAUUUUAAAACAAAAGCAUUGUGCAUGUGUGACACGAUUUUGGAGUUCUACGUCAACGCUCGUACAGCUGUUGAAAUCACUGCGCUGGAUGCAUUUGUUAAUUCAAAUGAAUGACUCGAGAAGUACUCACAUGGCGCUGUGACAUCGGAUAGAAUAACACGUGGCGAGCAUAGUUCUGGAAGUCCAUAGGAGGUGCAGAGGCGGUUGCAAGACAUCCGGGAAGUUUUGAAGAUGUUUUGCGGGAUAACAUCUUGAAUACUGAAGAAUCUGUUACGAAAGCUUUGUGAUCAUAUUGCAUGCGGGAUAGUUAUUGUCAUGAAUG